AUGUCAAGAAAGGCACCUAGAAGAAAGCCUCCACCUUUAGAAACGGAGAGGGAGACAAAUCGCAGCAGCUUUCACGAAAGACAGUCUGUACCAUACCCAGAACUGGGCCAAUUCUCAAGUUCAUUUCCCGCACAGCAUGUUGAUUACAGAACCAAUGAAUUACCCCACUCGGUGCCUACCCCUACAGAGCCAUCGUAUGACGCUGCAGAGAUUUCUUUUGAUGAAUCCUUCACUUCAUUCGACUCGCCUAAACCGAAAGGUCCAAAGGAGAUUUGGGAGUACGAUCUGAUAAAUACUCCCUCAAAGAGUAUAUAUUCCCCACCAUCGAGACCCACCCAUGCUAGUAUACAAAUUAGUCGUAUUCUACCGCAGCGAAGCUAUCAACAAAUGUCGAGGUCCCAAUCAAGUCCAAAUGUGUUGAAACGCAAAUCCCUAGAUUCAACGCUACCUUAUCCCGUGCUGGUGGAAGCAGAAAUCCAUGAUGCACCGCCAUAUCCUACGCGACUGAUUGAAGACUUUUUGGACGAUGAUUUUGAUAGUAGUUUUGCAUAUGACAUUGACUCACCGUCACAAAGACGAACAAAGGCAAUUAUAGACGAAACGGUUAGUACAUACUCGCCAAAGAUAAACGAUGUUCCAAACUUGAGCACAAGGAGCUCGCAAUCAACAAUUCCCAUACAACAGAGACAAAGCAUAGACUCCUCCUUUAUGGAUCUGGAAGGUUCAUCUCCAACAUACACACCCAACAGGAGAUCAUCCAUGUAUUCUUAUCCACAAAGUCGGUCUCCAUCACCGAAAAGACCUGAUCAAGGUGGUUACUUUGAUAAGCCUAUCCUUAUGUUGAAUGAUCACAUUGAAGAUAUCGAGGAACCACAGGACUCGUUAUACUCGAAACAUCACCCUGGAUCGCCGUAUAGAGUGGUUUCGGAUAAUCCAUUUUAUGACGAAGAAGAAGAAGUUUACAAUUAUGAAUCGCCAGUAACUGAUUACUUUGAUUAUUCCUUUUUACCCGAACUACCACCAAGUCGCGAAAUUAGCUCAACAAGUACUGCACCCCCGUUACCUUCAGGCUCGCCUCCACCAGUCCCCCAAAAAAUACAAGAGUUACCACCCCUUCCUUUGGAACUUCCACAGCUUCCAUUCAGCUCGUCUGCUUUACAAGUACAGCAUUUUGAAAUUUGCUCCAAUGUGUGGUCCUUAUCUAAUUUGUUUCAAUGGUGUUGCAAGUUACAAAUCUGGUUGAGCGAUCUGACGAUAUCGAAGCAGGAGUUGAUAAAAGCAAUUACAAGAUUGAUUGCGUUUCACCGAAGUGACGUAUCUCUUGAUGAUGUGAUGCACAACUCCCAAAGAGCUUUCAAUUCUUUUUUACUGGCUCGAGCGAUUGAAGUAAUGGAACUACACAGGCCAAAUGCUAAUGGAGAUCGAAGUGUUGUUGUAUUCGACGAUAAGGUGUAUGUAAAUGGUGUACUUCCUGAGCUACUACAAUGUUAUACUACAAUCCCUCACACUAAAGAUGAAGAGGUAACGUGUUACUCGACAAUUUGUCCUUUCAGUCGAAUGAUGAAUCUUGAGCGGAAGAUGAGAAGCAUGAACAUCAAGGAUAUCGUGUUAGCCCCAGAUUGGGCCACACAUUGGCGAUUAACCAUCGAUGAUUUGCGUGAUUUGGACACCAACAUGAUUAAGCGACAAUCAUUAAUUUUUGACUUGUUGCGGUACGAACAGACUUUUAUACAGAGAGCUAGAUGCUUUGUCGAUGUAGUUGGUCCGCUGUUUGCCAAAGCUGCAAAGGGAUUUUUGGGACUGAACAAUUCCAAGAUAAAAGUGUUUGAAGAGAAAGUUAUUAAAACCGGUGCAUCUAUUGUUGAAAUACAUCAAAACCAGUUGUUUGAACCAUUGUUGAAAGUGCUUAUAGCAGAGGGUAAAUUUAUCAAAAACAUGAUUGAAAUUGUCAACAUUUACAUUGAUUGGGCUAAAGAAGUGCGGCCAUAUUUGGUGACUUAUAUGAAUAACAUGCCAAUGAUUGAGGAACUUCUUGGAAUUCCCAAUUUGAAAACGUAUGUGGAUCAACGUAUUGGGCAAUUGCCGCGAGUUAAAAAAUUGAAAGUUAAUGUGCCAAUUUUGUUCAUUAGUACAUUCAAUUCGAGGUACCAACAAAUUCCGUUGCAAUUGUUGGACAUUCAAAAGAGAUUUGACGAGCAUGAACCGGAGUACUUUUUGUUGAAACAAGCGAGUGAUGAGAUCAAGAAAUUGGGGUCAAAGAUUAACGAUUCAAAGAAGCUUGCCGAUAAUGUCCACGCACUUGAGCAGUUGAGGACUCAAUUAUACUGGAAAUCAAGUCUUCGUCAGAAGAACUUGAAUCUUGGAUCCAUCAAUAGGAAACUUAUUUGUCGCGGAGAUCUCACUCGACGAAGCGAUCUAAAGAUUACUUCCCAAAUCAAUCACGUUAUUCUCUUGGACAAUGUUAUUCUCAUCACCGAACGUUUAAAAACUCCCAAACCUAAUGGGAAUCAAUACAAGAUUUGCGAGGAUCCAAUACCAAUUGAUUUUCUUUCGUUUGAGGACCGUGUAAUGACGCCAUCGACAAUCAAACUUUCGUCAUCACCAAUUACUAAAACAGCACACCAAGAGGAAGAGGAUUUCAAAUAUGGCAUAAAAUUACGUUAUGCUGGGAGACCGAGACACUCGUAUCUAUUCAUUUGCAAAACUGAGCGGGAAAAAAAUGACUGGAUCAAUUACUUAACCAUGGCAAGGGAAAAUAUGAAUAGACGACUCUUAAGCACAAAAAUGUACCACGCGAAAGCCAUAUCAUCAACUUGUUUUGCCUAUGAAUUUGGAAGUCGCAUCACAAAGUUGCCUGUUGUGGUACUGAAUGAUACAAUUCAUGACCUUUGCCGCACUUCAGUCGAAAAGAUGCAAUCGUUGGGACUGGAUGACAUCUACAGCCCACAAUUUCCUAGAAGCAGAGUUGUUCAAAGUAGUGUUCAGUGUUGUACUGCUUUUGAGUAUAUGGAUUUGAAAUUCACCUUUGUUGGGCUACAUUCUGGAUUAUAUUGUUGUGAAUCAAAGAGCCGAUGGAGGAAAGUACUCAGCGGUGGCGAUUUCAACAAGAUUCAUGUCGACACUAGUAUUGGGUUGGUUAUCAUUUUAAGUGAUAAGGCCCUACGCUACUAUUUCCUUCGUCAAAUGCUUGAUGUUUACACGGGAACCCGAAGAGAGAUUGUUGGUACCUCUCUUUCAAAAGACCCUGUAUUGUUUUUCUCCAUGGCGUUGCAUAAGAAUAUCCCAAUGUUAUUUUUUGCAAAGAAGAAGUUGAAUGUCACGUCAUUUAAGGUGCUUAUUCCGGAAAUUGAUAAUAAUGGAAUAUUCAGUCGAUUCAAAGAUGAUCGAAAGUUUUACAUUGAAGCAGAGUGUUUUGGUAUCUCCAUUUUCAAUUCUUCAUUUGCAUUACAUACAGACAAAGGCUUUGAAGUUAUGGAAUUGGACAAGUUGAUGCCACGAUCAGUACCUGAUUUGCCACAAAUUGAGACUGAACGGAAAAAGUUGGACCAAUUCUCUCGAAAGACACCUAGUACCAUGCUUGAAACCAUAAAGAAACUAGUCACCUCAUCAAAUUCCAUACCAAUGGGGAUGUUCAAACUUACCAACAAUACCGAAUUUCUACUUGUCUAUUCUGAAUUUGCUAUAUUCAUCAACAAACAUGGCAAAUUAUCAAGGGAAACAGCUUUGAUAUUCGAUUUCAAAGCUCAUUCCGUCCAUUUUGUUGAUAACCAUUUGUUUUUAGUGAGAGAAGAUAUCAUAGAGGUAUUGUCGAUCUCCGAUUUUGCCAAAGGUGCAAACGAUUUAGUGCAAGUAAUCACUGGAAAGGGACUACUCUUGGUAUCAGACGACAAAGACGUAAGUUUUGUUAUGGCAAAUCCAUUAGUUUCCGGGCUACAAUUGCUAUUUAAUUUAGUACCUACAUAG
Lodderomyces parapsilosis is the source of this 3963-nucleotide messenger RNA. RefSeq names its product Rho family guanine nucleotide exchange factor (gene TUS1). The transcript has a single exon. The coding region runs from base 1 to 3963 and encodes 1320 amino acids. The record is from RefSeq and is a predicted model, not a curated record. Gene Ontology annotation, molecular function: guanyl-nucleotide exchange factor activity. Lineage: Eukaryota; Fungi; Ascomycota; Pichiomycetes; Serinales; Debaryomycetaceae.